AUGACACGAAAGGAUUACAAGCUCUUCGAAGAAUUCACGGAACGACAGGGUCUUGGAAUGAGUCUCAAAUUCUGGCUCGCCUGUGUCAAAUAUGGCAAUGUGAAACAAACGCGAAAGAAGUCCAAAGCUGACAUGAUUCUGCAAACGUUUCUGAUAGACCACACCGUACCGCUCUCAUCAUCGGUUCUCGCGCGGACAAUUCUACAACUGUCUGCGCAUUAUCCAGAUCAAGAAGCUCUUCUCGAAGCGAAAGACCUGAUUCAAUCCAGACUAUUACGCUGCUACAGCAUCUACCAAUUUCAGCGCCUCUAA
Messenger RNA from Oikopleura dioica, 312 nucleotides. The record is from the annotation of a GenBank genome assembly. NCBI's taxonomy places the organism in Eukaryota, Metazoa, Chordata, Appendicularia, Copelata, Oikopleuridae.